UAUUUUUUUUUAAUUUUUUUCUUCCAUAUGGAAGUUUUUUAAUCGAUAGAUUUUGUGAUUCUCUAAUUUUUUGUGGAGACAAGUCAGAAUGUCAUAAAUCGUUGAGAUGUGAUGGUUUCGGAAAAUUAAAUCUAAGAGAUUAUUAGUCUCCUCUUAUUCCUGACUCUUCUGCUCUGUUGAAACUCAAUUACCCAAUAAAAUUGCCGUAAUGAAAAUUAAUUAACAUUGUAGAACUUGUCGUACACCUUCAGAGGCUUUGUUGUGCCGGUAUUGACGCCCUUCACCGACGGAUUGGCUUUAAAUUUAUCGGUGAUACCGGGGUACGCGAAGUUCCUGGCUGAGAGGGGUAUCAAAGGAGUUUUAGGAUGAAUUAACUAUGAUAAGUCAACGGCACGAGUGGAGAGGGCAUGUCAAUGUCAGUCCCAGAGCGCAAGCAAGUGGCUGAGACCUGGGCGAAUGCUGCGAAAACGACAAAGCAGCAUCUUAUGAUUCAAGUGGGAGGCGCUCCCCUCCCUGACGUCGUCGAGCUCGCUAAACAUGCGGAGCAAAUCAAAGCAGACGCCAUACUCUGUUUACCGGAGCUGUACUUCAAGCCCACUAAUGCGGAGCAGUUAAUUAAUUACCUGAAAAUUGUGGGGGAGGCUGCGCCGGCCACUCCAUUACUCUAUUACCAUAUUCCUAUGUUUUCCGGUGUGGACAUCGACAUGGCGAAAUUUCUGGGAUCAAUUGGGAAUCGAAUCCCCUCGUUCGUUGGGAUCAAAUUCACGAGCACUAAUCUUGCCGAGGGAACUCAGGCUUUACAUGCUGAUGGAGAAAAAUUUGUUGUUUUUUUGGGAAGUGAUCAGAUUAUGUCAGCUGGAUGUGCAAUGGGACUCGAUUCCUUCAUCCCGACAAGCGUCAACAUAUUCCCCGAACGCGCGUUACAAAUUCUGACUGCUGCAAUGACCGGUGACGGUCUCAAAGCCAGAGAGGCCCAAGAAAAAUUGAAUAAAGCAGUCAUCGCGAUAUCGAAACAUGGUAAUUGGGUCGUCACCAUGAAGACAGCGAUGGCCCUCCUGACGCCAAUAAACCCCGGCCCAGUGCGUCCCCCAAUCCAGAGGCUCACCCAGGAAGCAGUCGACGCUAUGACGAAAGAAUUGCAAGCCCUUGGAUACUCCGUGAAGAACUAAUAAAAACAGCUGGACAGUUCCCUUUUUUUAUAAAUGAAUAUAGUAAUUGUUGGUAAUAAAUUAGCAAUUUGCAAAUUUUA
Molecule: messenger RNA, 1249 nt
Organism: Diachasma alloeum
Lineage: Eukaryota; Metazoa; Arthropoda; Insecta; Hymenoptera; Braconidae
Product: N-acetylneuraminate lyase
Exons: 7
Coding region: 408-1169 (253 amino acids)
Biological process (GO): N-acetylneuraminate catabolic process
Molecular function (GO): 4-hydroxy-tetrahydrodipicolinate synthase activity; N-acetylneuraminate lyase activity
Source: RefSeq, a predicted model, not a curated record